This is a messenger RNA of Rhineura floridana, 1052 nucleotides long. RefSeq names its product peroxiredoxin like 2A (gene PRXL2A). NCBI's taxonomy places the organism in Eukaryota, Metazoa, Chordata, Lepidosauria, Squamata, Rhineuridae. The record is from RefSeq and is a predicted model, not a curated record. The transcript has 6 exons.
GGGAAGUGACGCAUGAUGGGACAAAGCCUCUCCUCUUAUCGCUAUCAUCCCACCCUGAAGCAGCUCACCGACAUGUGUUCAGAACUCGAUGUGGGUUACCUUUCUGUGGCAAUGUGGACCAUUGGCCUUGGAGCCAUAGGGGCUGCUGUGACAGGGAUAAUCCUUGCCAAUACGGAUUUAUUUCUGUCUAAAACAGAAAAGGCUUCAUUGGAUUUUCUAGAGGCGAUAGAUCUGAAGACUUUGGGAGAAGGAGAGCAAAGAACAUUCAAAGCAGAAGAACUGUGGAAGAAGAAUGGUGCUGUCAUCAUGGCAGUGCGGCGACCUGGAUGAUUUUUGUGCAGAGAGGAGGCUGCUGAGCUGUCCUCUCUGAAGUCCCAGCUUGACCAGCUGGGUGUACCCCUGUAUGCUGUCGUGAAAGAAAAGAUUGGGACUGAGGUGGAGGAAUUUCAACCAUAUUUCAAAGGGGAAAUAUUUCUGGAUGAAAAGAAACGAUUCUACGGGCCUCAGAAAAGAAAGAUGUUGUUCUUGGGUCUAAUUCGCUAUAGCGUCUGGAGGAAUUUCUUCCAUGCUUGGAAGAGUGGUUAUACUGGUAACUUGGAAGGAGAAGGCAUUAUCCUGGGAGGAGUGUUCGUUGUUGGUCCUGGGAAGCAGGGUGUUCUAUUGGAGCAUCGUGAGAAGGAAUUUGGAGACAAAGUAAGUCUUGAUGCUGUCAUUGAUGCUGUUAAGAAGAUCAAGCCAUAACCUUCAGAACAUAAAAAAUAAAGAUAGAUGGCCCUCUUCGCUACAAAAAUAGUUCUUCUUGUAUCUCUGUUAGGCUCUAAAUCCUUCCCACAUAUCAGCAACAUAAUGUUCCGUCAUAAUGGCUGUUUGGUACUACUAUUGGCUCUAGGUAUUCCUUCCAUCUUUGUCUUACUGGAUUAAUGAAGGGCUUGGUCUGAAACCUGAAGAUCUAGCCAAGAUGGUUUCCAGUUAGAACAAAAGUGCCAGGUGUAUCUGGAUAUUAGUAUGGAUAAUUGAUGGUGGGAAACUAAUAAAAACUACAUUCAGAAUUA